GGUUUCUGAAUCGCCGCCACUUUACCAAUCAACGUUGUUUCGUAUGAUAUUCUUCCUUCCGUUUCUGCUUUUUCUCACAAAACGGCGUCCUUAUAAUAUCCAUUUUCCAUUCCCGCCGUCACGUUCACUUCCAAAAUACCCCACUCCUAUUCUCCUCACUCAACCGCCAUUACCCACUCCAUUCUAGGGUUUUCUUCCAACUUCUCCUCCCUCGCCUCUCUCUUUCCCUCUUUCCCCAUUCUACGUUUUUUUAUUCUAAAAUCGGAUCGACCUUUUUAUUUGAACAUUUAAUCAAAUCUUCUUCCAUCGCUUGUUUGUUUGUUAGUUUGUUUCGCUUUAUGCUUUUAUUCUCAAACUUCACUCUUACUUUUUGAUCUGAGAUUUAGAGAUGAAGCGGUCGAGGAAAUCCAAGAGUGUUUCGUGGCCUCAUGAUCUUAAUCUUUGUCAGGUGAAGUUAUUCUCAUCAGAGGACUGCCCAUCACAAGUUGGGCUGAAAUCUUGUGAACCUCUCCAAGCAAAAACCUCCUGGAUGUUGCCUCCCCAUACUAAAGAACCUAAUUGUCCUCCUGGAUUCAAUAUUACUGACUUGGGAAACCAAUUAGUAGAUAUUUCUGGCAUUCCUUUGAUCAAGUGGAAUUGUCCUCCCAAGUUUGUUAUGAGUUGCCACUGGCGUGUGACAGCAGGAGAUGAAAGUACAGAGAUAAAAACUCAAAAUUUUAGGGAAAUGAGAUUGCUGGAGGCAAUUUAUCCCCGGGCUUCCGAUAUCCCCACUGGUGCGAGUGUUUCUACAGAGAUUGAAAGUGAAACUUACAAUGAUAGCCUCACUCCUCUUGUCCCUAUCAUUCCUAUUGAAGAGGAUGAAUGUGGGGAUAUGAAGUUAGAUUCAGGUCCCGUUGGAAACUUAUCUACGAACUCUGAGCAGAUGAUGGCUAGUUCCCAUGUUCAGUUGGAUCCUGCAAUCCCGAAAAGUUCCAUCGAAACAUCAUCAGUAGCAGCAGGGGAAAAGCCGUCUGAAAAGCUAGUUGAUGUUGGUGUGGACGUAGUAGCUGCUGCCUCUGCUGCAUUUGCUGUUUUAAUGAAAAGCAAGGAGCAGGGAAGCUUGAUCGACACCAACUUGCUUAUUAAGAUUUUCAGUGAUCCAACAAUGAUUCAGAAUUUGACUAACACUCUUCCUCUAUUUGAAUUAGUCUCUGAUAGUCCACCCGCUGCACCAAUAUCCGUGUCAAAGCCAGGGACCAGAUCGAUUUCCUUGUGUAUUCCAGAAUCCAAUACUAUACCAAAGCUCCCAAAUGCAAACUCAUUGCAUGUGUUGAAUAAAGAUCCAUCUUCAGAAACUACAGUUCCGCAGGUGAUUAACAUUGCAGCAUCUAACGUAAAGCCAGCCUCUGUCCCAGGCCACUCUCCCGCACCCAAUCCCCAGAAGGUAAAAACCACUAUAUCAAAUGUUGGUAACUAUUCUAGAACUGGUGCAGUCUCUAGCCAAGUGGACAUAGCACAGGUAAACAUGGUGAAAAAAGGUCAGAUAGUGAAGGAUGCUAACUAUUAUAAGAACUUGGUAAGACAACACGGUGGAGAUCAGAAGGAUGGUAAGGAACUGAAAAUUGGAUUAAAUGGUAAUAAUCAGAAUGAAUAUAAUCUUAAUAUGGUGCACGAGAUGAAAGCAGAACAUUUAAAAGCCAAGAAUCAGAAAUAUUGCAUUUACUUUAACAGUUCAAAAGGAUGUCGAAAUGGUGUUAAUUGCCAAUACAAACAUGAUAUGUCACAAAAUAUGCGCAUUAACCACAUAUUGGAGACUCGUGGUGCUAAGAGAAUGAAAUUGUGGGGUUGAAGAUACAGGCAGGGAGGAGUAGAUUUUGGGUAAAUUCUUUACUAAGAAUUUUGGUUAUUUUUGGAGGUGGGGAAAUUGGUAUGAAUUUCAAUUUUCAAGGAAAUAUAUGAAAAGACAAAGUUACUGAUUUUAUUUAGAAAAUCUUAUUAGAGAAAUCAUUGAUGAAUGAUUUAGAGAAUCUCAUGUUCAAUGCUCUCUUUCGAUUAUGGUGAGGCAUUGCUUAUUGAGUUUA
Molecule: messenger RNA, 2060 nt
Organism: Cucumis melo (muskmelon)
Lineage: Eukaryota; Viridiplantae; Streptophyta; Magnoliopsida; Cucurbitales; Cucurbitaceae
Product: zinc finger CCCH domain-containing protein 6-like
Exons: 4
Coding region: 389-1828 (479 amino acids)
Molecular function (GO): metal ion binding
Source: RefSeq, a predicted model, not a curated record